Molecule: messenger RNA, 633 nt
Organism: Lactuca sativa (garden lettuce)
Lineage: Eukaryota; Viridiplantae; Streptophyta; Magnoliopsida; Asterales; Asteraceae
Product: F-box/LRR-repeat protein 25-like
Molecular function (GO): protein binding
Source: RefSeq, a predicted model, not a curated record
AUGGCGGAAGAAGGACAAUAUCAACCUAAAAUUUCCCCAAAACGGCUAAAGCUUGAAGAAAUCGUUGAGGAGGGGGGAGACGAUCGAAUCAGUGUGUUGCCUGAUUAUUUGCUUCAUGAAAUCCUCUGUCGUUUACCCUCCACAAAAGACGCAAUUAGAACAGGUACACUCUCGAAACGAUGGGAACAUCUUUGGACUUCGGUUCCUACCCUCAUUUUUACAAAUACUGAUUAUUAUGAUAUCUUUACUGAAUCCCCCCGAAACCCCAACUCAAGGUCCGAUUUCGUUUCAUUCGUUGAUAAAACCCUAACUCAAUGUCGCCAAUUGAAGCUACAGAAAUUUCAACUUGAUUUGAGGUUUUGGAAUAAGGAAUCCUUAAUUGAAGUUCUGUUGGAUGAAAAUCUUUUCAUCAGUUCAUGUUUAACUAAGCUGAGAUUAGACAGCUGCAAACUGAAUCCAAGCGGGGCAAUUAGUUGGGCAAAUCUUAGGAGAUUAUGUAUUUCUUGGGGGCACAUUGAUGAAGAUUUGAUUGAAAACAUAUUAUCUGGUAGUCCUCUAUUGGAAACUUUGGUAUUGAAUUAUUGCUAUGGUUAUAGACGUCUGGAUAUUACUUCAAAGAGCGUUAAGAAUUAG